AUGUCGGAACAAACUCCUCUCUUGAGCUCUAUUUCUGAACCAACAAGGCAUGUGGUCAAGCGCCGCAAAAUGAACUACGGUUUUUGGAUCCCCAUAGUACUUUUCGUUACGAUGCUGAUAUCAGCAGUAACAGGAUUGGCACUUCAUAUAGGGCCGCAAAUAGGCGAUCUUGUGGACCAAAUGUGCGAGUUUAAUGUGCAGUCGGUGGGGUUUGCGGGUCUUCAAAAGGAUGGUGGUAUUGACUUGGUGAUUAAAGGCCAACACACUAUUGAUUAUGAUGCUCUUGACGACCAGAUUGCUAGGAAGGCAUUCAAAGUUGGUGGCUUCUCUCUGCAUUCUUUAAGCCUCAAACUGGACACCGUUGACAUGCUGGUUUACGAUGACGUUUAUGAGAAAUAUAAUGACCUUGGGAGGGUUUCUGUUGAACCGUUCAAAGUUGGGAUUCGCAACAAGCAGGUGACCCCACUGAAGCUUCUAAUGACGGUGUAUCCGAACUCAGAUAGUGUUCUUGGGGUGUUGAAAAAGAUGAUCCAGAACCCCGAUGCGCAAAUCAAGCUUUAUGGAGAUGCAAGUAUUCGGAUCAUGGUUUUCAAUGGGUUUAUGCCCAUCUCCAAGGUCAGAAUCCCAAUGGACUUUGCCCUUCCUACUCAUUUGAUCAAUCUGGAUAAGGAGAAUGUUAAGGUCAAAGGGUUUAGUGUUGAACAGGGUGAUGACGGCAUCCAUGUUGAUUUUGAAACCGUUAUCCAAAACGUUGCUCGUGAUUUGAAUAUUCCACUAGGUUUCUUCGUCCCUUCUGUCAAUUGGAAAUUAUUGCUAAAUGAUUGCAAUGAUUUACCUACGAUUCCAGUUUUGGAGUUCUCCACCGGCAAAAUGGAGCUUUCUUCCACAAAUCCGUUGAAUUUUGGAGUCAGUGCUUCUGUUGGUUCAUUACCCGAUUCAGUGAAUGUUCGGUGUGAUGACAAAAAGUCACCUCUGACCCGUUUUUUGAGCUCGGCCGUUGACGAUAGUCUCGUUAAAUUCACUGUAUCGGCUUCCAAAGACAACAAAUUUCCAGUGAUGGUGAACCGCAUCUUGGAGAAGAUGACUGUACCGGUGUCCUUUGGCUUGGAUGUCAAGGAUAAACUUGGAUCUCUGCUCAAGAAUGUUACCAUGGAAGAUAUCGCCUUUCAGUUCAUGGACCCAUCAAAUGAACCAACUAUUGAUGGAAAUCUCAAGAUUUUCCUGAGUGUUCCGAGGUUUCUGAGGACUGACGUCAAUGUAACCGACAUAAGGGGAACAGCAGAUCUUUUGUAUGAAUCCUCUAAGUUUGGCGAGAUAAAUCUGAAACACUGGAAACCCGCAACGACAGAUGUUCUUGAUGACGAUGAAGAGAAUGAAAAAAAUUAUUUGGUGCUAAUUCAGGCACAGUUAGAGCACGUUAUUCUGGUUCUUACCGAUAUUCCACUCUUUGAAAAGAUAGUGCAAAAGGUGCUGGGAUCCGGGUCCGUCGAUGUUGAUAUUGAUGCUCUGGUGGACUUGCUGGUAUCCAGCUUUAUUGGUCAGUUGACUGUUGAGAAGGUUAAUGGAAAGGGAAGUGCUAGUAUUGGGGUAUAA
Messenger RNA from Kuraishia capsulata CBS 1993, 1593 nucleotides. RefSeq lists its product as uncharacterized. The record is from RefSeq and is a predicted model, not a curated record. The transcript has a single exon. Lineage: Eukaryota; Fungi; Ascomycota; Pichiomycetes; Pichiales; Pichiaceae. Bases 1 to 1593 code for a protein of 530 amino acids.